AUGGCAAAUAACGCAGGAAAUCCAAAUAUGGAGUUAUUAAUUCCUAUGAUCAAUCAACUACAACAUAUAUUUACAUCAGUUAAUGCCAAAUUGACAUUAACACUGCCACAAAUAGCCGUUGUUGGUGCUCAAUCUGCUGGUAAAAGUUCUGUACUUGAAAAUAUUGUCGGACGAGAUUUUCUGCCUCGUGGUGGCAAUAUGGUUACAAAACGACCACUCGUACUGCAACUGAUAACAUCACAAGGCCAAGAAUAUGCUGUAUUUGGCCAUAAACCACAACAAAGAUUUAUAAAUUAUGCUGACGUUCGAGCUGAAAUCGAAAAUGAUACUAAAGCUGUUGUACGAGAUAACAUGGGAGUAUCGAGUUUACCUAUUAAUUUAACGAUUUUUUCACCACACGUUGUAAAUCUCACUCUGGUUGAUUUACCAGGCAUGGUGAAAGUUGCAGCUCAAGGACAACCUGCUGAUAUUGUGAAAAAAAUCGAUGAUAUUAUUCUUGAAUAUAUAAGCAAUGAAAAUUGUCUUAUUCUAGCUGUUACACCAGCUAAUAUUGAUCUUGUUACUUCCGAUGCCUUAGUUAUGGCUCGUAGUCGAGAUCCAAUGGGUAAACGUACUAUUGGUGUGUUAACUAAACUUGAUAUGAUGGGCAAAGGAUAUAAUGCUCGUGAAGUACUUUUGAAUAAAGUUGUUGUUCUUGAACGAGGUUUUAUUGGUGUUGUGCUUCGUGGUCAACGAGUCGAUGACUUUGGGCGAACAUCAAAAGAACUUGACAUUCCAGGAGCACUAGAAAAUGAACGUCAAUUUUUUCAAAAUGAUCCAGCAUAUCGUGAUAUUGCUGAUCGAUUGGGUGUACCAUAUCUACAGCGUUCACUUAGUCUUCAGUUGACUGACCAUAUUCUUAAAUGUUUACCUGAGCUACAACGAGAAUUACAAUCCCGAUAUCGUGAUUUAUCAAAAGAAGUUGCUGAAUAUCAAGCAUCAGCUAUGUUUGAGACUUCAUCAACUUUUGAUACAAAAGCACUUGUCGGAUUAGCACAUGAACUACAUGAAAAUUUUGAUACAGCACUACAAGGUACACAUUUAAAAGAAUCUGACUUAAAAACAUUAACUGGUGGUGCACGUAUUGCGAACAUAUUUCGUGAACGCUUUCCAUUUGAAUUAGUUAAAACUGAAUUACAAGAUAAAGAUAUGCGUAAUCAAACAAUAGUUGCAAUAAAAAAUAUUCGUGGUUUUCGAGCGGGUUUAUUCACUCCCGAUGAAGCAUUUGAAUAUAUUGUACAAAUGCAAAUAUCUAAGUUUGAAGAUCCGGUUAUGAAAUGUGUUGAUAUGGUUGUAUCAGAAUUACUUUCUAUUAUUCAUGAAGCAACUAAUAAAAUGAAACGUUAUCCACUGUUAAAACAAGCUACAGAAGAAUUAUUAACGCAAUACCUUCGCGAGCGAGAAUAUGCAACUAAACAAGCUUGUUCAGCAUAUGUUCAAACUCAAUUGUCAUAUAUUAAUACCAAUAAUGAAGAUUUUAUUGGAUUUGCAGGAGCAGAGAAAUCAGUUAGUGCUGGCGAAGCUAAACGAACUGUUACCAAUCAGGUUAUCCGUAAAGGAUUCCUUCGUGUUCAUACGGGUGUUAAAUUAUUUCAAGCAAAAGAUUAUUUUUUUGUCCUAUCAACAGAUAAUCUUUCUUGGUUUACAGAUUCUGAUGAAAAAGACAAAAAAUAUAUGUUACCUUUAGAAAAUCUUAAAAUUCGUGAUGUUGAAGGUGGUUUUAUGGCUAAGCGACCACAAUUCGCAAUAUUUAAUAUUGAUUCAAAAAAUGUUUUUAAAGAACAUAAAACUCUCGAAUUAUCAGUUGAUAACACUGAUGAACUCGAUACAUGGAAAGCUUCAUUUUUACGUGCUGGUGUAUAUCCAGAACGUGAACAACCAUCAGAAGAUACACAAGCAACUGCUGAAGUUGGUCCUGUUGAUCCACAUAUGGAACGACAAGUCGAAACAAUAAAUAAAUUAGUAACAUCAUAUAUGCAAAUUGUUGCCAAAAUGACACGCGAUUACAUUCCAAAAACAAUUAUGUAUCAUAUUGUUCAAAAUUUACAAAAAUUUGUGGCUAAAGAAUUAUUAGCACAUCUUUAUGCUGUCCCCGAUCCAAAAGCACUAUUACAAGAAUCCGAAGAAGAAAAACAACGGCGCCAAUCAAAACUUGCUGAAUUCGAAGCAAUCAAGAAUGCUUUGAAUAUAAUCGAAAAUUUCCAAAUCAAUGCACGAAAAGUAGUUGGAUCAGCUAUGCCUGCAUCGGUAUUGUCAACUGGAUUCUCAACUAAUUCGAGUCAUUUUGGAGGCUUUCCAUCAUCGUCGGGCUAUUCAAGUAGUCCACUUGAUCCUCCUUAUUAUCAAUCAUCAUCGGGAUUUAACCGUCCACCCAGUCCGAAUCCUCAGCGGAAACAGCAGGCGCCUAUGCCAUCUGUGAAUUCAUUUUCAACACGUGAACCUCCACCACCACCACCACCUCCACUUCGUCCAAGUCCGAUACCUAUUGGAUUUGGUGCAAAUACAUCAAAUCUACCAGCACCCAUUAUGCCACAGCCUACCUCAAAUCAUAAACCUACGCCAAUUUCAUCAUCAAAUAAUAAUAAUAUAUUCUCGGAAUUAAAUUCAAAAUUGGCCAGACAAGUAGCGCGCGCUCAGAGUUCAACAUUACCGUCAUCAGCAUCAGCAUCGCAAUUAUCAUCUAAUAUGUUGCACGGAUUAGAUCCGUUUGCUACACCUGUAACUACAUCUCAGUAUCAGAAUGGCACUUCAACUCCUCCAAUACCAGCUCGUCCAACACCAUCCAUUCCACCACGACCGUUCGAACGGCCGCCAGUUCCCCAACGAAAUUAG
This is a messenger RNA of Rotaria socialis, 2871 nucleotides long. The record is from the annotation of a GenBank genome assembly. NCBI's taxonomy places the organism in Eukaryota, Metazoa, Rotifera, Eurotatoria, Philodinida, Philodinidae.